AUGUCCAGUGACCAACCAAACAUGACCCACCAGAUCCCCGCGCCCAUCGGAGGCAUCCCUCUUCCUCUCGACUUCGCCCCAUCCAUCCUAUUCUCUAUCCUAUAUGCCGCUGUAUUCAUCGUGAUCGCCUGGCGCGUGUAUCGCCCAGAUUCGCGUUGCUUCCUGCUUGUGGGGAGCGUCAUCGGCGCGCUGGAACGAGUUGUGUUCUUCGCGCUGCGCGCAUACGCCGCGCAGCACGAAGGCCUCCGCGCAAACCGCGAGCUCCAGGUGUACUUCCAGACCACCCUCGCUGCGGGCUUCAUCACCCACGCGCAGCUCGUCCUCGACCUCCUCCGGAGCCUCCUCGCUCACCCCCGCGCACGCCCGUCGUCCACGCCCGCCAUCGCGACGAGCUCCGACAUCGAGCUCAACCCGCGGAGCGCUCCGGGCACCGAGCCCGACUACCCGCAGCUGCGCUACUACGUCAGACAGGCGUGCGGCCUGCCCGGGCUCGUCAUGCUCGGUGCGGUCGUCCUCGGCAUCGACGGCUCGCACGCCGCGCUCGUGCGGGGCAUUUGGUACGCGAGCGCCGGGAUCGCGCUGGGCAUGCUCGUGUGGAUCGGCGCGGUCGUGGGCUGGGCGGUGUGCCGCGUGCCGCGUGUGCCGCGGUGGCCGAUCGUGUGGCUCGCGAGCAUGGGGACGCUGGCGGCGAUCGUGGCGAUCUACCGCCUCGGAGUCCUCCACUGUUCGACGCCGCUGGGUGGCCUCGAGUCGACGGCGAGCUGCUCGGGGAACACGCCUGGGGAGAAGGCCGAGUUCUGGAUCUUUCACGUCGCGCCCGAGUUCUUGAUCGCAGCGCUCCUGGCCGCCGUCAAUGCCAGACAGAUGUUCGGGACGGGGCUCUGGGGGGACAUCAAAGGGAAGGACCCGAAGCCUGUCAAGUAG
Molecule: messenger RNA, 924 nt
Organism: Epithele typhae
Lineage: Eukaryota; Fungi; Basidiomycota; Agaricomycetes; Polyporales; Epitheliaceae
Exons: 6
Coding region: 1-924 (307 amino acids)
Source: RefSeq, a predicted model, not a curated record